Molecule: messenger RNA, 2445 nt
Organism: Iphiclides podalirius (scarce swallowtail)
Lineage: Eukaryota; Metazoa; Arthropoda; Insecta; Lepidoptera; Papilionidae
Source: the annotation of a GenBank genome assembly
AUGCCGACGACGUGUCGCAGUGUCCGAGUGUCGGCCCACGCGAUCGCUCUACGUCUAUUUCCGUGCGGGACGGUGGACUUUGGACGUCGCGCGGGCGGCGGCUUCCGCUACUCAACGCUCACUGUCUCGAGAUUGGCGAUGCCUCGAUCCGAUUCGAUGUUUCCGGACAUCGGAUCGUCGCUAUACUGUCCAAUCGAUUUUCGGAGAUCGAACUGCGGAUCGAUUCAACUCUGGCCAGUGAAAAUCCGUAAUUGUGCAACACCGAACAGUUUUCACCUAGAAGCGAAUCGGUCUCCAGAGAUGUUUAUAGACGAGAAUGAGACGCCCGAGUCAUGGUGGGUGUCGGCGGCGCUGAGGACCAUACGCGCGGUGGCGCUGGUCUGCGACAUCCUCACCUUCCCGAUACACCUCGUGCUGCAGAGGCCGUGGAGGAAGCGCGAGCUUUCUCGCAAAAUUAAGGCGCGCGUGAUAGAGUCGACGCCGACGAGCGUGACGGUGCGCUCCGUGUCGUCGCCGGGCGAGCUGCACCUGCGGCUGGUGCGCGACAGGGUGACCACGAUGGAGGCGAUGCUGCGCGCCGCCGCCCAGCGCUGGGCGCAGCGGCCCUGCCUCGGCACGCGCACCGUGCUCGGCGAGUGGGACGAGCCGCAGGCGAACGGCAGGGUCUUCAAGAAGUUCAAGAUGGGCGACUACGUGUGGCGCUCGUUCGUGGACGUGGAGGAGGAGGCGAGGCAGUUCGCCAGCGGGCUGCGCGAGCUGGGAUGCGCCCCGCGCCAGAACGUCGCCAUGUUCGCCGAGACGCGCGCCGAGUGGAUGCUGGCCGCGCACGGAUGCUUCAAGCAGAGCAUACCGGUGGUGACAAUCUACGCAACCCUGGGCGACGACGCGAUCGCGCACGGCAUCAACGAGACCGAGGUGUCCACCGUGAUCACCACGCACGAGCUGCUGCCCAAGUUCAAGAAGAUCCUGGACAAGACGCCCAAGGUGGACACCAUCGUGUUCAUGGAGGACCAGCUCAAGGUCACCGACCGCGAGGGCUACAAGCCCGGCAUCAGGAUCUUCGGCUACAAGGAGGUGGUCGCCAAAGGAGCCCAGUCCCAGAUCGAGGCGGUGCCCCCGUCGCCCACCGACACCGCCAUCAUAAUGUACACGUCGGGCUCGACGGGCGUGCCCAAGGGCGUGGUGCUGUCGCACCGCAACAUGGUGGCCACGCUGAAGGCGUUCGCGGACGCCAUCCCCAUCAGGGACGACGACGUGCUCAUGGGCUUCCUGCCGCUCGCCCACGUGUUCGAGCUGCUCGCCGAGAACCUGUGCAUCCUGGGCGGCGUGCCGAUCGGCUACUCGACGCCGCUCACCAUGCUGGACUCGUCAUCGAAGAUCAUGAAGGGCACGAAGGGCGACGCGACCACGCUGCGGCCCACGUGCAUCACCACGGUGCCGCUGAUCAUGGACCGCAUCAGCAAGGGUAUCACGGAGCGCGUGGCGCGCAGCGGGCCCUUCGCCGGCGCGCUCUUCAAGUGGGCCUACUUAUACAAGCUGCGCUGGCAGCGGCGCGGCUUCUCCACGCCGCUGCUCGACCGCUUCGUCUUCGGCCGCGUGCGCUCGCUGCUCGGCGAGCGGCUGCGGCUCGCCAUCGCCGGCGGCGCGCCCCUCGCGCCCGACACGCACACGCAGGUGCGGCUGUGCCUGUGCUGCGAAGUGGUGGCGGGCUACGGGCUGACGGAGACGACGUCGUGCGCGACGGUGAUGAGCCCGCACGACCGCUCCACGGGGCGGGUGGGCGCGCCCGCCACGGGCGUGGACCUCAAGCUGCUGGACUGGGAGGAGGGCCACUACCGCGUCAGCAACCGGCCCUUCCCGCGCGGCGAGGUGGUCGUCGGCGGCGACAGCGUGGCCGAGGGCUACUACAAGAACCCCGAGAAGACGCGCGACGAGUUCGUCGAGGCCGACGGCCGCCGCUGGUUCCGCUCCGGCGACAUCGCCGAGCUGCACCACGACGGCUGCAUCAAGAUCAUAGACCGCAAGAAGGACCUGGUGAAGCUGCAGGCCGGCGAGUACGUGUCCCUGGGCAAGGUGGAGGCCGAGCUGAAGACGUGCCCCAUGGUGGAGAACAUCUGCGUGUACGGCGACAGCACGAAGACGUACACGGUGGCGCUGGUGGUGCCGCACCAGGGCCACCUGGCGGAGCUGGCGGCGCGGCUGGGUCGGCCCAGCGCCGAGCUGGCCGCCAUGUGCGCCGACCCCGUGCUGGAGCAGGCCGUGGUGCGCGAGCUGGCCGAGCACGCGCGCAAGUGCGGCCUCGAGAAGUUCGAGGUGCCGGCCGCCGUCAAGCUGUGCACCGAGGUGUGGUCGCCCGACAUGGGGCUGGUCACGGCCGCCUUCAAGAUCAAGCGCAAGGACAUCCAGGAGCGCUACAAGGACGACAUCAAGCGCAUGUACGCCUCG